Messenger RNA from Knipowitschia caucasica, 441 nucleotides. The record is from the annotation of a GenBank genome assembly. Lineage: Eukaryota; Metazoa; Chordata; Actinopteri; Gobiiformes; Gobiidae.
AUGAAGAAGGAAGAGGAAGGGGAAGAAGAAGGAAGAAGAAAGAAAAGGGAAGAAGAGGAAAGAAGAAGAAGGAAGAGGAGGAGGAAGAAGAAGAAGGGGAAGAAGGGGAAGAAGAAGAAGAAGGGGAAGAAGGGGAAGAAGAGGAAGAAGGGGAAGAUGAGGAAGAAGAGGAAGAAGGGGAAGAAGAGGAAGAAGGGGAAGAAGAGGAAGAAGGAUGAAGAAGGAAGAGGAAGGGGAAGAAGAAGGAAGAAGAAAGAAAAGGGAAGAAGAGGAAAGAAGAAGAAGGAAGAGGAGGAGGAAGAAGAAGAAGGGGAAGAAGGGGAAGAAGAGGAAGAAGGGGAAGAAGAGGAAGAAGGGGAAGAAGAGGAAGAAGAGGAAGAAGAGGAAGAAGAGGAAGAAGAGGAAGGGGAAGAAGAGGAAGAAGUGAAGAAGAUGAAGUAA